Molecule: messenger RNA, 10277 nt
Organism: Gallus gallus (chicken)
Lineage: Eukaryota; Metazoa; Chordata; Aves; Galliformes; Phasianidae
Gene: MB21D2
Product: Mab-21 domain containing 2
Exons: 2
Coding region: 8217-9479 (420 amino acids)
Source: RefSeq, a predicted model, not a curated record
GACCAGAGGGAGUACGACGACCAGCGAGCCCUGGAGAUCCACACGGCGAAGGACUUCAUCUUCUCCAUGCUGGGUAGGGCAGCGACCGCGCGGGGCGGGGGCGAUGCCGGUGGGACCUCGGCGUUGGGCUCCGGGCUGUGCGGCACAGCGGAGCCUGUCCCCUCCGCGGGGGCUCCGGGGGCCGCAGGGAGCGCCUCGCCUUCGGGACGCUAUUCUUCCCCGCCCGCUCAACUACCCUUUAGCAGCGGUAUAUUUAUACGCGGAGAGGAAAGGCUGGGUCGCAGAGCUGGCCGGUGCUGGAGAAUCACAGCGAGCCCUCAGGGAUGGAGGCGAGGCGAGCCCAGCCCGAGCCUUUAUUGUUUUUAUCCUAACUACCAAGGAUGUUGGAAAUGCAGAUUUAUUUAACGUGUUUAUUUUUUAGGGGGUUAUUAGACCGGCCGGUGCUUGUAGAGGAGCAUCCUCUGAACUGCGUUUCUUGCUUGGGUUGCAAAACUUGCUGCGUAGUGGAGCGAGUUGGAUUGUGGCUGGGAGUCCUCAUCUGCGUGAAACUUUGCAUCGCGGGCAGGGAUCCUUAAAGUGGGGGGUAAAGGUGCUGGCCCUUGCAGGAAUCACCUGGGCUCUGGCAUGACUAAGGCUUAUUAAGAUCAGCGGUGGAAUGACUAACAGCUCUGAUUCUCUAGGUGUUAAUUUCCUGAUAAAUAUUUACCUUAUUUUAACUAAGAAAUCACUCAUGUGAAUGACAGCCCUUGGGAUACAAAAGGAUGCUCUUUUAUGUGCGUGCUAGACUUUAAAUUGGUCUGCCAGAUAUGUCUCAGUAUCCCAAACAUUUCUGUGUACAAAACAAGAACGUGGCUAAUUGGAAGGUGUCAGCAGGGAGGGGUUCUUUGUGGCUCAGAGGUGCCCACAGACUUGAAGCCUGAUGUAUGGUCUGCAAUGAAUAACCUGCGUCACUUUUCUCAUUCGGAAGCCCAGAGCUAUCCUGUAAUAAUUGCUACUAUCCUGCAAUAAUAAUUUUCUGUACUGUGGGGAUAUCUCAUCCCAGAAAUAGACCACUUUCUUGGUAGCCAUGAGCAUACCUAUGCUCGUUAAGUGAGCAUUUGCCUAUCCAGCUGGUUAUCUGGUAAGGUGCUCAGGUAAUUGCCUGCUUUGGGAUUUGCACAACUUUGUGUAUACACUGCUUUUUCACCAAGGGUUGGACAGGAUACAACAGACUAAAUUUAGCUGGAGAACAAGGACAACAAGUUGAAAAGUCAGUAGCAUGUAUAUUUAUAGUUGCUGUUAUAAAUAUUUUUCCCUUCCUGUUUUAAAAAAGCUAUGUGGUGAAGCACUGAUUGCAACAAAGUCUGUAGGAUUUUUCUUACUGAAAACCCCAACCUGUAGAGGUCAUCCACUAUUACAAACUGAUACAUUUUUUUCAGUCGGGGCUUUAAAUAACUGGCUGAGGAAGCAGGUCUGGACAGGAUGAAGCGAAGGACAGAAAGCUGUGAGAACAGCAGUUUUCAGUGCAUGGCUGGUGGGUAGAGAAGGUUUUAUGUGGUCAUGCUACAGCGCUGCUUGUCUUUGCAGGGGUCAGAGACCACAGCAUGUUUUCCUGUCUCACUGGCAGGAAAAGGUAAUAAAAGAAAGAUAGGAGAACAGGUUGUAGUGUACCUUGCAUUUCUGCGAGUGUGCUCUGAGGUCAUGCUAUCAUGAAAACACCAGAGCCUUAGUCUGUUACAAAUAACAUAAGUUAGUGUGGCUGUUCGUUAAUGUUAUUGGUGGGAGAUGAGCGUUUACUUUUAAGUGUCUAGACUAAAACUGAGUUUAAGCAGUAGCUCUAUUUCUGUCUAAGUUACAUCUCACAGUUAGCAAUGCAACUUGCUUCUGAAAAAAAAGACAAGACCUCAGAAGCAAGCCCAGGACAGAAAUGGAGAUGUGGUAUCUGACUUGUCUGCUUUAGACACAGAAGCUGCACUUGUAGAUCAGACCCUUUUUAGGCAGAGAGGCUCUUAAAUCUAAAAUGAUUUAACUUAUUAAUAAAUAGCUCUUUCCCCUGUGCCUGAUCCCUCCCAUACGUACUGCUCUUAUCUCAUCGGGUGAUGAUAGGAAAAUUAAAUGUAGCUUUCUUGAUUUAAUUACACUGGUGCAUAAUUCGUGGGUGAAUGAUAGGUGAGAAGACUUUGCACAGAUUCUCUCAUGUUUGCACUCCGUGUGGCUUGCCCUCUAGCUCAGCUCUUUGCUUUCUUUUUAUAUUAACUAUUUUUCUCUGUAUGCUGUCUUAUCUUGGCUCUUAGUGACAGAACUAUGGGCGAUCUCAAGAGCUGUGCUAUGAUAAAAUUAGGGAGAGGUGCUGCUUACCACACCUUUGUCCAAAAUCUUGUGCCCCAUGCAUCAGAAUAGGGCUGUAAAUGACCUAGAUAUCUGGCAAAGGAAUUGUGUAUUUUCUGAAUGCAGGCAAUUCCCGGGCAUCCCAUACUUAAUUACCAAGACCAUAUGGUCUUGCUGACACCCUCCUCUGAAACAACAGGUGUCUUUUGGUGUCUGUGCUGGGUGACUUCUCUUACACAUGCCGAGCUGUGCCUGGUAAUUACUUGUCUCCUCAGUACAGGUAUGACUGAGCCUCAAAGAGGAAGGCUGUAUUAAUCAAGAAAGGGAGUGGAGGAAAGAAGGCCUUGUGUUCUGCACGACGGGCUGGCUGGGAUUGACAGGGACACCAAGUCGCUGUCUGCCAGUCAUGAAAGGAGCUCAUUACUUAUUCUGACUGUGACUGCUUUUCUGUGCUUAAGGAGUGAUAAAGGAGUAUUUUUAUCGAAUGUUGAUGUUGCUAUGAAAGAUAUGUGGAUUUUUAAAGCAUUUGCUGCAAUUGUGAUGAGUGGUGCAUAGUACUGAUAUUGCAAAACCUUUUAGGGGUGCCUGAUCUUGAGAGCAUUGUUCCUGCAGUACGAGUACUCCCGGAAUUAAUAAAGAAUACCUUUUUGUUCAGCACCUAAAUAAAAAAAAAAAAAGGUGUUGUAAAGCACAGAUGUGCCAGGCUUUAAAAAUAAAUAAAUAAGUAAAAAAGAAACACUACGCUCUUGGGAACAAGAACAUUGCAUAUUAAAUAGCCUCUUGAUAUUUCCAGUGCUAUUGCUGCCUCACAGCAGCUCACGUUAUUAGAGAUAUUGACUCUUACAUUUUACUUCUUAAUGAGAGGAGCUGAGAAGAACAGAGAGAGAGGGUAUGGAUAGAUGGAGACCACACAGAGCUUUUUCUUCUACUAAGGGCAUACAAUGAUGUUCAGUUGUCUAGAGCAGUUCUCCAGACCUUUGUGCUGGUGUUUUAUUUCCUACCAUGAGACGAUGACUUCUCUGUAGAGUCAGAACAGGGAUAUUCGGGGCGCUUCGUGCCCUACUCUUUCCUCUCAAUGCCCUCUGUCCCUCAAACCAAGGAAAAGACAGGUUCAAGCUGGCUCAAAUUGGCGUCUCUUUGAAGGCCUCCGGUGUAUCUUUGUGUCGCUUCAGCGGCUGCACAUUACUUCUGUGGGACUGAGGCUGCCCAUCUCAGCACAGCUCUCAGCUGCCCACAGGCCUGGCCUGCAGGGCUGGCAGCCCGCUGCCACUUGGAGCUGUUGACAGGCUAGAGAGUGAGCUCCCAUCAGCACCUGAUAGAGGAGGGUGGUGAGCCUGCUGAGAGCAUUUCCUGGCUCCCAGUUCUGAUGAUUCUCCUUUUCAGUGGUGUCCACUACCAAAGAGGUAUUUCAUGGUCUCCGUGGUACUGGAGGUCUGUGCAUCAGAAUAACAUUGAUGGUGCGACUGUGUUGCAGCAGUUUGUGGGACAUAUUUUUUUUCCUUUGCCAUCCUGGUAUAACUUGAUGAUGAAACCUCCUAUUGUAGACUAGAUUUCAUGCAUUGUUAGAAUUGUUACCUGCUUGUCUAUGAUAAAUCAGAGAAAUUCUCUGGUUUCUUUUGUGGCACUGAGCUGAUGAAAUAGCAACAGGAUUGAAAUGAUCUCUCUAGGGUUAAGUCUUUUGUGUGUGCACACCUUUUCUCAAGAGAGGCCGAUCGUUAUAGGAGCACACUGCACACUGAGGGCUAUGUUAAUAAUGGCUCCCUGCUGGCAUUCCCUGUGCUGCUGAAUGCAUAAUGCACAGCUGUUAAAAACAACCGUACUGUAUUGCAGAUUUCAUUUCUGGCUUCUGUUCGGUCCCCUCUCCCUGCAGAUCACAUGUUUCUGUACUUGUAUUUGAGGCUGUAUUUUCUUUAUUUUUUUUAAGGGAUAAGGUGCUAUGCUGACAAUGUGACCCUCACAAGGUAUCAAUGUCUUCUGUUUGGCUGUAACUAUCAGAAGUCAACCAAUUUCACCUAAGUUGAAUUCUUUCUGUUACUAGUUAAAAAAAAUAAAAAAUAAAAAAAAUCCAUAGAUUCAUAAAGGUUGGAAAAGACCUCUAAGAUCAUCUAGUCCAACCGUCCACCUAUCACCAAUAUUGCCCACUUAACCAAGUCCCUAAGUACCACGGUUCUUGAACACUUCCAGGGACAGUGACUCCUCCACCUUCCUUGGCAGCCUGUGCCAGCGCAUCACCACUCCUUCUGAGAAGAAAUUCUUCCUAAUAUCCAAUCUGGACCUCCCCUGGCACAACUUAAGGCCAUUCCCUCUUGUCGUAUCACUGUCACCUGUGAGAAGAAGCCAAUCCUCACCUCGCCACAGCCUCUUGUCAGGGAGUUGUAGAGAGCAAUAAGGUCUCCUCUGAGCCUCCUCUUCUCCAGACUGAACAAUCCCAUUUCCCUUAGUUGCUCCCCAUUUUGUUCCAGAACCUUCACAGCUCUGUUGCCCUUCUCUGAGCGCACUCCAGAGCCUCAAUAUCUUUCUUGUAGUGAGAAGCCUAUAGCCACCUCUGUCUCUUUGUUCAAAGGGGUUGCUCCCUGUGUGCAGUGAAAAUAGCUUGAACAUGUUUCUCUUAAUCUGUUUUAAGACGCUGGUACUUCACUUGCUCAACUACUGUUUUGAAACAUUAGGCUGUGAUGUAAAGUAUUUAGUGUAAUAGCAAGGAACAUGUCCUAAGGGCACAAAUUCUCAUGGCAGGCUUGUCAGACUGCCCACCGCCUGUUCCUUCAGUCUGUGGAAAUAUUUGUAAAAGAUUUGGGUGAAUGCUUGCCAAGCCCAAUUAUGCAAUUAUGUUUUAAGGGCAAUUUUAUAAUUACAGUGGAGGAUGGUAACCAGGAUACGUGAGUUGUUGGGUUUUGACUUUUCCUUUUUUAUUCCACAUGACUUUGCAUGAAUUCUAGUUAGAAACCAGUUGUUCAACUUUCUCGUGGGCAGCCGACUGUAGGUGAAGCUAAAUAAAGGCAAAUACAACACUGCUCAGGAAGGCUGGGGGGCAUCCUUUAUUUUAGCUUUGGUGAUUUAAAUGACAGAUGUGUUCUUGGAGACCCAGAGCAGCCUGUAGAAAGAGUCCAGUCUAGGGAAGACUCAAGAUUAAUCAAUCCUCAGUCCUGCCUGGGCUUCUUGAAGGGAAUCUCAAAACUAUGCAAGUUUGUUUUUAUUUUGUAGCUCCCACCUCCAGUCAGUGGGACUUCACUUGCGAGAGCUGCUUCAGCAUGAACAGUACCAGGUGACAAUGUGACAAUGGAACUCCAAGCAUGUCUGCGUGAGACCCUGUGUUGGCAGCUGCAGAUAGAGGCUUUGGCAUGAAUUUUUCAGCUCUCUUUGAGACUAAGUAGUAUGCCACUAAGUCCAUUAGGUAUUUCUAGGUGAUGGUAGCGUAUGAAUCUAAUCCUUGGGUUGUGUGGGUGCUAACUUGGGAAACAAGCUGUAGCUUAUUUGCUACAGUGAGGCUUAAGAACUGAAUACAUUUUACAAGAUAACUUCCCUCCUGAGCUGGGUUUUUCCUUAGCAGCCCAGAGUUGGGAUGGAUGAAAUUCCCUAUUAAAUAAACUCAUUAUUUCUGUUUAUUGGUAUUUUGGUGUAGUAGAAAUGCUAAGUCACAACUUGAAUCAGUGAUUGAGCACCUGGUGGGAAGGCAGGGCCAACCCAGGGAGCUCAGCUGCAUGCAAUGUACCUGAGUGAUUGGAAGGGGUGGAGCCAGGGUGCACCCCUUCCCAGACCUCAUUUGAGGGUUGGCAGUGGAGGUCGUGGACUGAGUGGAUUAGUAGUUCAGCCAACCUGACAGGUCCCUAAAUUUUGUGCUCUUUCAUUAAAUAAACUUUCUUUAAUUUUUUCAAAGCAUCAUUUCAAUGAUCUUCUGGUUAUAAGGGAAUUAUCAUCUCCUGUAACAUUCAGUUUAAGAAAGAUCAAUUUCAUUUCCCCCCCCCCAGUAUUUUUGACUUUUGAAAGAUACUUGAUGCUAAGUAAGUUCUAACAGUCCUGUUAAUGCAUUAUAUUUCAUGUUGGUCAGUAUGAUUUUACUUAGAAAAUGGUUAAUACAUUUUGUUGUGAGCAUGCUGUUGUCAAGUGUACAAUCUGCAUACCACUGAACAGGAGGGGCUUAGUUACUUCAAGGUUCCCAACAUCUUUGUCUUGAUACAGCAGUGGGUAACAGCUACUCCUACCCACCUGUAUUUAGGGCUCUGGGUAAGUGUAUGCACAGCACUGGGUGGUUUCAGCUUGUAGAACAAGAAGUGGAUCACGAAAAACAUUCUGGGUGCUAAACACAGAGUCUAUACACCUAUGCUCCAUUUUAAGCUGUCCCCAAAUUCUCACAGCUCUGUGCCAGUUUCUGUGUCUAAUGAUACACGAUGGGACCACAGUAAUGCCAGAAGAAUUCCCUGUCUCCCAUGCUUCAAAAGUGAUGAGAGGUGGUAUGGUAGUGAAUAUGGAGCACUAUGGUGUUGCUUUUCUUUAUCUCAGAUUGGUUUAACCCUACAACACUCUGAGGCUACAACUGGAAAUGGAAGCCUGUGUUUGAGAGCCGAGCUUCAGAAAGUCUUCAAGUAGUGAAGGUGGAUAGCUGCUCUGUUGUGUGUUGCUCCAGUAGUGGCUUUGAGAUCGAGUGCAGCACUGCUUCUAGGGGAGGCAUUACAGCCUGACCCAGUUAGGCAGUUCUAGCAAGUAAUCUUAUUUUAUACUGAAGGAAUCCCAAUGCUCUGAGAAAUUAGUUUAAAGAAUAGAGGGUCUGUGCUGAUGUAACUUGGCAAAGUCUGGCAAUGACAAGCAGUAGAAGGCAGCAGUUUGAGACAGAAAGCAAGGGAAAAUGCCUGACAGCUGAAGCUAGAAGUUCUGUUGAAUAGCAGUAAGAGAUUGGGACAGAAUCAUUUCUUUUGUCCUACUACACAUUUCUAGGACCAUGACUUAGGUGAGCACCUUAGGUGAGGUGUGGGGUAUUGUUGGUCUGCUUAGGUCUUCACUACUACAGGUGGAAUUUCUUCCACCCACUGAUGGAGUGAGAAUUUGUAUGUGAUUUGGUUCAGAAUUGCUGAGUAGCUGGGAACACUUCUCAGUAGCUGCAUCCAAAAAUAGAUAUGUUAGUUCUUGCUUUGUUGCAAAAACUGUUAGGCUGUGAGGUUUUUCUGUUCUGUGAUGACUUACUUCAACUCUCCCGUUCAUGUUGUUUGGUACUGUUCCACACUUCUCUCAAGAAAGGAUGUUUUUAUUCAGUGGUGCAUGUAUGACAUUGUUUAGAAAACCAAAUACUGAGUUUCUGAGGAAGGGUUUGGAUUAUACAAGUAUUAAAAAUAUAAAGUCAAAUGCUGUAAUCAACUUCUGUGCUUUUCCCUUUAGGCUUCUACACUUUGCAUUUUAAUGGGUCUCGUGGUGAUGCUUUGACUGAUCUGGAACACAAUGGAACUCAUCUUGGAAAAGAGUCCUGUGCUAAUAGCUCUGGCUGGGCCUGAUCCACAGGCGAGGUGCUUGGAGAUGCUUCAUGUUUGUUUUGUACCUCACCAAUUAAUGUAUAACUUAGUGGUAGAGCAGCAGGAAAGCUGUGCUUGCUGACACUUCAUGAUAUAAUGAUUUAAUCCUUCGUGACACAUUCCUGCUGAGUGUCGAAGUUGAUAACUCUAAUCUCUGUCCCUGGCUCGGUGUGACAGGACCCUGUCCUAGAGGGCAUUCUGCAGGAGCCUGCAGGCCCUUGUAGGUACUUUGUGACUGAUUUGUGUAAACUCUUGAAUGUGAUUGUACAGCAUUGCUGGGUGUAGUGAGGAAUCUGGAGCUGAGCACAGACAAGGGAGCCACUCCACCUGGGAGGAGGAGGAAAUAUCCUAAUCUACUUCUAAGUACACUUCUUCCUUUACAAAUUCUGAAGCCUGGGUGUGGGUGCAGGCAUGGUUCAGAAACUUGACCAGAAGCUUCCUGUAGCCAAUGAGUACCUGCUCCUUUCAGGCGGUGUGCGGGAAGGCGUGGUGGACAUUGAUCUUGAUGAGCUGAAUGUUUAUGCGCGAGGCACAGACUAUGACAUGGACUUCACCCUGCUGGUGCCUGCACUGAAGCUGCAUGACCGCAACCAACCGGUCACGCUGGACAUGCGCCACUCGGCGCUGUGCCACUCCUGGCUGAGCCUGCGGCUGUUUGAUGAAGGAACUAUCAGCAAAUGGAAGGAUUGCUGCACCAUCGUGGACCAUAUCAACGGAGCUACCAAUUACUUCUUCUCUCCAACAAAAGUUGCAGACUGGUUCUAUGACUCCAUUAGCAUCGUCCUCUCUGAGAUCCAGAAGAAGCCUCAGCGAGGGAUGCCAAAGGUGGAGAAGGUAGAAAAGAAUGGGACGAUCAUAUCCAUCAUCUUGGGAGUGGGCAGCAGCCGAAUGCUGUACGACAUUGUUCCUGUGGUGUCCUUCAAAGGCUGGCCAGCUGUGGCCCAGAGCUGGUUAAUGGAGAACCACUUCUGGGAUGGAAAGAUCACAGAGGAGGAAGUCAUAAGUGGGUUUUACUUGGUGCCUGCGUGUUCCUACAAGGGGAAGAAGGACAAUGAAUGGAGGCUGUCAUUUGCCAGAAGUGAAGUUCAGCUGAAAAAGUGCAUCUCCAGCAGUCUCAUGCAAGCCUAUCAAGCCUGCAAAGCUAUCAUCAUCAAAUUGCUGUCCCGCCCCAAAGCCAUUAGUCCAUAUCACUUGCGGAGCAUGAUGCUGUGGGCUUGUGACAGGCUACCAGCCAACUACUUGGCCCAGGAGGACUAUGCCGCCCACUUCCUCCUGGGUCUCAUUGAUGAUCUCCAGCACUGCUUGGUCAACAAGAUGUGCCCUAACUACUUCAUCCCCCAGUGCAACAUGCUGGAGCACCUCUCUGAAGAAACCGUCAUGCUGCAUGCACGGAAGCUGUCCUCAGUCCGCUCCGACCCCGCUGAACACCUCCGAACUGCCAUUGAACAUGUCAAAGCAGCCAACCGGCUAACGCUAGAACUCCAACGGCGAGGCAGCACCACCAGCAUCCCCUCGCCACAGUCAGACGGAGGGGACACCAACCAGCCUGACGACCGACUAGCCAAAAAGUUGCAACAGCUAGUGACUGAGAACCCAGGGAAGUCCAUCUCCGUCUUCAUUAACCCAGAUGAUGUCACAAGGCCCCACUUCAGAAUCGAUGAUAAAUUUUUCUGAGCUUUCAUCAGUGUUUCUGGGGAUUUUUUCUUCUGUUUCAUUAUUUUAAAAUACAGCGUGCAGGUUUUUUCAGUUGGUUUUCCUUGAUGACUUAGUCUCUUGUUUUUUACAUAUCCAGCAUAGAUUGGAUCUCUUGAGAACAAUCUGAAUAAAUUAUAAUUCCUGGUUCUGCAGGACAAUGCAGAUUUUGCAACAGUAUAUUACAAUUUCAUAUGCUGCUUUGAGGUUUUUUUUGAGGCACCCAUCCGCAUUUGUGAGUAGCUUCUAAAGGAGAACAUACACCAUAAACACAAAUACCAGUGUUAGACAGAAUUUUUUUUCAAGCUUCCAUAAUUUAUGUACACUGUUGGGCCCCCGGAAGGGAGAACUCACUUUCCACUGUGUAGGAAAUUCACUUUUUAUUUUUUUUCUCCAUGAGCUUCCAUCACCCUAAAGAAAUGAGAGAGACUUUGGGUUGGAAAGCACUACUGGUAAUCUGAUGAGGCCAAAUCUAGCGGGCUAAAGCCCAGUUCAUCUGUUCUUCACACUUUUCCUACCUGGGGAGAACGCUGACUUUAGAGAUAUUGAUGAUUUUGGGAGGAAGAGUUGUUUCUGUUUUGAUCUACUUUUUGAAUGUAAUUGUUCAUAAUUGGACCUUGUGUAGUCCAGAGGGUUGUUUCUGCUGCUUUCCCAUGUGGAAUAAGGUUAUGGAAUGUUAGUUUUAGUGUGUGUAAUUAUUCAAAGCCUUAUUUAAAUUCUAUUAAAGAACAUACCAUUAUAAAUGUUAAUUGCACUAAUGAAAUCUCUGCCAUUACCUCA